Diplodia corticola is the source of this 1179-nucleotide messenger RNA. RefSeq names its product glycosyltransferase family 25 protein. The record is from RefSeq and is a predicted model, not a curated record. Bases 1 to 1179 code for a protein of 392 amino acids. The transcript is spliced from 2 exons. Lineage: Eukaryota; Fungi; Ascomycota; Dothideomycetes; Botryosphaeriales; Botryosphaeriaceae.
AUGCUCGUGCCGAAGAAGUACGUCCAGCUGUUGUCCUUUGUCUUCUUCUUUUCAAGCCUCUAUGUCUACUGCAGGAACGCCUCCAACCCCUAUCGUCUUGCGGCACCGUUCUCUCACGUGGUAGGGUUAUCAAAUCAUGGCGAUGCUGACGUCCCCGGUCCGGCAAACUCCACGCUGGGCUUCGGUGCCGUGUAUGCGGUAUCAGCCACAGAUUCGCCUCGGAGAGCAAGGUUGAUACAGGCUGCCAAUGUUACCGAGAUAGAUCUGACCAUUCCAACUCUGCCGCAAUGGACGGAUGACGACGAAGCAAGGUUCCGUGAUGGCUUGAAAGAGCAAGACCGUGGCGCAGGACAUGGAUCAAUAAUGGCCUGGUUCUCUCAUCUUCACAUCCUCAACUUGUUUCUCGAGUCGGGACUGGAGACGGCGCUCAUCUUGGAGGAUGAUGUGGACUGGGAUAUCCGUCUUCGUACCGUGCAGGUCCCACAAAUUGCGGCAGCGACUCGCACCCUUUUCCGGUCCAACACGGAGUACUAUGGCAACAGCUCUGCCUGGGACCUUCUGUGGCUAGGCCAUUGUGGAGACUGGUUCCAGACGAUCGACAAGGGGAUAGGUCCAGGCCACCAUUUCCCUUCCAACCUGACGGCAUUGGAUCACAAGAUCUUCCGCGACAGCACCCUUCCGGAUCGGCCAGAUCUUCAUCCGUACACCAAAAGCUUCCUGGAUGCCCUGGAAAUACCUGAAAAGUCGCGUGUCGUGCAUAGAUCCCGCCUCCCCCUUUGCACUUUUGGCUAUGCCAUAACGCGCUCGUCGGCACGGUGGAUAAUCGAGGACCUGGCGUCGAUACAACAUCCCCCAGAUCCGGCAUACGACAUGGCCGUCAUGCACGGGUGUCGAAGGAGAGGCAUGCGGUGCUAUACGGUCAACCCAGAGGUAUUUCACCACGUCAUGGGCGACAGUCUCAUAGCCGUAGCAGACGCAAAGGAGGAGGUCCAUCUUCCCCCCGUUGAUGCGGAGGCUCUGGCGCAGAGUAGAAGUCGGAAGGAAACAAGCAACAUCGACUGCGGCUUCUGGAGCGGCGACUUCGACUUCGAGGACGAGCAGAGGCUGGGUGUGUUGAGAGAAGAGGUGGGACGGAAGGGACAAUGCUUGAAGCCUGAUCGUUACCAGGCUCCAACCUGA